AUGUCGACGAAUUCAUUCGAAAACCACGGUGACCGCGAGGAAAAGGCAUCCAUCUACGCGCUUUCGCAGCCUAUCAUCCCAGAACCCGACGCUCUUCCGAACGAUAUUCGCGAGUUCUUGAGUGAGGUUCUAUCUGUCUCGCGCGGACUCUCUCGCGAACAUGCAAGCACCAUUGCGGACAAGUGGAGGCUUGGCACCGGACGCGAAUUGCGCGACUAUCCUCCGAAGAUGUAUCUCGAGAUCUUCGGUCCGGAGGAGGGAUGGUGUGUGUAUAGAGAAGUCAAGAGCAGACUCCUCAGCCUGAAAAACCAACGUGCAUUACCUCGUGAAAGUCGCGCUCUCUCAACCUACUACCUGAUUCCUGCGUUCUGGUCGUCAUCACGUGCGCUACCUGUGCGGGUGAUGGCUUUUGUGGCAUGCUCUUUAUUUGGUGGUGGCGGCUUGAUCAUGUGCAUGGCGGCCGUGUCAUCACCACCCACUGUUGAUGAGCAGGUCGAGCAGGAGCUUAUGAAGGCGUUCGUGGGAGAAAACACAACUUCCAAGAAGUAG
Molecule: messenger RNA, 549 nt
Organism: Alternaria viburni
Lineage: Eukaryota; Fungi; Ascomycota; Dothideomycetes; Pleosporales; Pleosporaceae
Exons: 2
Coding region: 1-549 (182 amino acids)
Source: RefSeq, a predicted model, not a curated record